AAACUAACCCCAAACCCCAAUCCACCCCAUCCCCUCCUCAUCCACUCCGGGCGGCCAUGGCCUGCUCCUUCUCCGCCGCCAUCACCGUCUCUUCCGCCCCUACCCCGGCCGCCAGACCCCUCGCUGCUGCCACGCAGUCCGUCUGCAUCGCUCGCUCCGCGGUCGCCACCACUGCCAGGCCGCUCCGCCUCGCCGCCUCAAGGUCCGCGCGGGCUACCAGACUCGUUGCCCGCGCCAGCGUAGUCGAUGACUUGCCGCUGGUCGGGAACAAGGCGCCAGACUUCGAAGCCGAGGCUGUGUUCGACCAGGAGUUCAUCAACGUGAAGCUCUCUGAUUACAUUGGGAAGAAGUACGUCAUUCUGUUCUUCUACCCCUUGGAUUUCACCUUCGUCUGCCCGACCGAGAUUACUGCGUUUAGUGACAGAUACGAGGAAUUUGAGAAGUUGAACACUGAGGUUCUUGGUGUUUCCAUUGACAGUGUGUUCUCCCACCUUGCAUGGGUGCAGACAGACAGGAAGUCGGGUGGGCUCGGCGAUCUUAAAUACCCACUUGUUUCUGAUGUGACCAAAUCAAUUUCAAAGGCCUUUGGUGUUCUGAUCCCUGACCAGGGUAUUGCUUUGAGAGGACUGUUCAUCAUUGACAAGGAGGGAGUGAUUCAGCACUCUACCAUUAACAACCUUGCCAUUGGUCGUAGUGUGGAUGAGACCAUGAGGACCCUUCAGGCAUUGCAGUACGUCCAGGAGAACCCAGACGAGGUGUGCCCGGCCGGAUGGAAACCAGGGGAGAGGUCGAUGAAGCCCGACCCCAAGGGAAGCAAAGAGUACUUCGCGGCCAUCUAGAUUCGUCGUCAUUGAGAAGCAGGUGCCCGUUAAGUGCUCCAGCAGUAGGUUCUCGUGUUCAGCGGAGCUCGCGUUUUGACAAGUGUGUUGUGCUGAUGUGCAUCCCGAUUUGAGUGCUGUUCUUUGCCACCUUGUUUAGUUCUUUCAGCUGACGAAUAAGGUUCAUUGCACGU
This is a messenger RNA of Zea mays, 1012 nucleotides long. Its product is annotated as 2-cys peroxiredoxin BAS1. Lineage: Eukaryota; Viridiplantae; Streptophyta; Magnoliopsida; Poales; Poaceae. Gene Ontology annotation, biological process: cellular response to stress; hydrogen peroxide catabolic process; response to oxidative stress. The record is from RefSeq and is marked provisional. Gene Ontology annotation, molecular function: thioredoxin peroxidase activity.